AUGUCUGCAUACUACCACUUCAGCGCUCACCAACAGCACCCAACACCGGCGACGGCAGCGGCUGUCUCGCACAGCCACCACGGCGGUCGAAAUCGCCGAGCGCCGAGGUUGUCUGUGUCGCAAAAUCCGCAGAAGCAAUUUCGUGGUGCGAGAAGUAUGAAGGAGCUUACCGAGUCGACAAACCUCUGGACGUUUCGAAUGAGAUUCGAAGCUGUGCGGUCAUUCGACUUGGAAGACGACAUCGAGUUCUGCCCGGGGCUCUUGACUGAGAGCGAUCUUGUGUCGAUACACAGCUCUUCCUCGGAACGGUCCUCGUUGGCAAGCAACUCGCCGCGAGGAUCCCCGACCCAGCAACCCACCCAGGUUGCGCCAACCUUCUCGUUCAACUCGUCAUCUCCGUCGUUCAUCCCCCCGGUGUACCAAAGUCAUCAGUCGCCCUUAAAGAUCCACCAGCCCUCUGCCACGCGCGCCCGCAACGCCAUCCCAAUCAUCAACCCUGCCACCGGCGUUUCCCUGUCGAGCCCGUCCCCUUCGGUGUCGCCCGCCAGGAUGCAGCCGCAACCCGUCGGCCGACGUUGGUAA
Messenger RNA from Chaetomium strumarium, 582 nucleotides. RefSeq lists its product as uncharacterized. The transcript has 2 exons. Bases 1 to 582 code for a protein of 193 amino acids. NCBI's taxonomy places the organism in Eukaryota, Fungi, Ascomycota, Sordariomycetes, Sordariales, Chaetomiaceae. The record is from RefSeq and is a predicted model, not a curated record.